Labrus mixtus (cuckoo wrasse) is the source of this 729-nucleotide messenger RNA. It is a transcript of the gene polr2i, whose product is annotated as RNA polymerase II subunit I. The transcript has 6 exons. Gene Ontology annotation, biological process: transcription initiation at RNA polymerase II promoter; transcription-coupled nucleotide-excision repair; DNA-templated transcription. Gene Ontology annotation, molecular function: zinc ion binding; DNA-directed RNA polymerase activity; nucleic acid binding. The record is from RefSeq and is a predicted model, not a curated record. NCBI's taxonomy places the organism in Eukaryota, Metazoa, Chordata, Actinopteri, Labriformes, Labridae. Bases 99 to 479 code for a protein of 126 amino acids. Gene Ontology annotation, cellular component: RNA polymerase II, core complex.
UCUGUUUUCAAACCGGUGGAAACGAUAGUGUUUGUAGACGGGACGGAGCAUCACGUUUCUGUAUUUGUCAGGUUUUGCUUCAAGCUAUAGUUUAUAAAAUGGAUUUAGAAACUGGAACAUACGAGCCAGGGUUUGUUGGGAUACGGUUUUGCCAAGAAUGUAACAACAUGUUAUACCCUAAAGAAGACAAAGAAAACCGUAUUCUGCUCUACGCGUGCAGGAACUGUGACUACCAGCAGGAGGCAGACAACAGCUGCAUCUAUGUCAACAAGAUCACCCAUGAAGUCGACGAGCUGACGCAGAUCAUUGCUGAUGUAUCUCAAGAUCCAACGCUACCAAGGACAGAGGACCACCCCUGUCCCAAAUGUGGCCACAAGGAGGCAGUGUUCUUCCAAUCUCACAGUAUGAAGGCUGAGGAUGCUAUGAGACUGUACUACGUCUGCACGGCCCCUCACUGUGGACACAGAUGGACAGAGUAAAGUGGACAAUUAUGACGAUCAUUUGUAUUUACAGUAAAAGUAAGAAGUCUCAGAUGCAGGUCUGUUCUCUUUUAGUCUCGGUGUGCAGUUUGUUUUCAAACAGCAGCACUGAUAUGUUUAUAUACAUGUCUUUGUAUGAUGACUUACAGUUUGUUAGAAACCAUCUUUUGAAUAUGAUGUAUUAAUAGUUUAUUUUUAAGUUGUCAUUUUGAAGUGUUUUUGUUAGAUUAAAAUAAUCACUUUUUUCAAA